UAUUUUCACUUCCAAUAUUUGUUCAUUCCCUCUGGUUUGCUUUUUCCUCCAUAGAAUCUAAUUCUUGUGGUUUCAAAGCAUUGUCCGCUCUGUUCAGGCUUCUGCUGCAUCUUUCAGGCACACACAUAACAUGGCAGAUCGAGAACUUGCAAGCCACUGGAUAUACCAAAGGGAGAGAUUCAUAAAAGCAGAUUUCCCAACUCACUGCAGCUAUGGACCAGUAAAGCUUGAAGACCCUUUCAAAUGGCAAGGUGUUAUCAUGGGGCCUCCAGAUUCUCCUUAUGAAGAAGGCGUCUUCUUUCUUUCCAUCGAGUUACCUGACGACUAUCCAACCAAGCCUCCCAUCAUCAAAUUCCUAACCAAGGUUUAUCAUCCAAACAUCGAUGAAGAUGGCAAUAUUUACAUUGACAUUUUAGAAGAAGAUCAAUGGAACCCAGUCCAGACCAUUGAGAGCCUAUUGCUCUCCAUAUGCUCAAUUCUUAAUGAUCCAAAUCCAGUGGACCCUCUCAAUCCAAGCACCGAAGUCUUCAAAACAAACAGACAGGAAUUCAACAAAUUGGCGAAAGAAUGGACUAGGAAAUAUGCUAGUGAAUGAACAUUUGAGUGUCUUAAUCCCAAAGCAUGCAUUGCAGGAAAAUAUGGAAUGGUGGUUGGAAUUUUGAAUGGCUUCCCUUUCCUUUUAAUGACAUCUAUAUCACAGACAUGGUGCCUUGGAGCACGGCACUGGUCAAAACUUAGAUUACAGCACCCAUAAAUGAAUGUUUGGUACUUAAAAAAUAGAAAGAAGAAAGGUUU
This is a messenger RNA of Rosa chinensis, 795 nucleotides long. RefSeq names its product ubiquitin-conjugating enzyme E2-17 kDa-like. Gene Ontology annotation, biological process: protein polyubiquitination. The coding region runs from base 131 to 595 and encodes 154 amino acids. The transcript is spliced from 3 exons. Lineage: Eukaryota; Viridiplantae; Streptophyta; Magnoliopsida; Rosales; Rosaceae. The record is from RefSeq and is a predicted model, not a curated record. Gene Ontology annotation, molecular function: ubiquitin conjugating enzyme activity. Gene Ontology annotation, cellular component: nucleus.